UUUCUUUUUUAGAACAAAAAAACAAAGAAAGGACUUUAGUGAUGGUGAUUUGGCUAUUACAGUUGUUUUAAGUUAAAAUGAUGCAGUAAAAUAUUUUACAAGCAGGAAAAGGAAAACAAAAAGAUCCCUUCUUUCUUUAACCACCGCUCAACGGAUUGCCUCGUCCUGCCGCCACCCAUCGCCGCCGCGGGCUCAUAGUUGACAUCACCCUCCCUUUUUCCAGUAUGAAGAAUUGAUGUAGCUCUUUUUUUCGAAGUUCGAAUUUUUUUUUUUUUACAGAAAAAGAUGGGAAAGAUCUCAGUAGCUGAUUCUCGAUAUAGUUACACAAACGAGGGUGAGUGGCCUUCUGGGUCAGUCGAUAUUCAUCAUGUCGUUGUUCGAAAGAGUUUUCUGAGAAAGGCUUUCUUUGUGGCCAGUGUUCUUCUACCAGUUGCCUGCUAUUUCUUCUCUUUCAAGGAAAAUUCUUCCACCCUUCUUUCGUGGAGCUUUUUGCUGAGUGGACUUCUUGCCAUAUUAUUGCUUUGGAAGCCUGUUGACAAAGAGUCUGUCAUCAUAAUGCCAGCCUUUGGAGUUCAGCUUGAAACUCACUAUUCAAGUGGAAGAGUCAUCCGCAGAUUUAUUCCUGCUGGUGAGAUUUUGAAACCUGUAUUGGUAGAAUGUGUUACCCCAGUAACUUGUUACUGGAGCCUCUCUUUGCUUUUACGUGGUAAGGAAGAGCUGGUGUUGGUAUUCAAGGAGCUACGCCCUCCAAUGAAGAUGUUGCUUCCCGUAUGGAAGGCCUUGUGUGCUAGCAUUGAGAACAAAGAAAGUCGAGUCACAUGUAGUGAAGGUGGUUGAUGUCAUGGCCCUGACGACAAUGUUAUGGAGACAGUGAAAAUGCAUUCUCGUCAAAAUUGAAGGAACAAAUCCAUACCAGUAGAGAUUAUCACCAAGUUUUCUGUCUGUCUAUCUCAAAUUGAAUUUGUGCGCAAGGAAAGAGCCAAUGAAUGCAGCAAAGAUAAGAAACGCUUAUACCUGCUGUAGGAUCAGACUUAAUGGCUCUUAGUAUACUACAUUUGGACCUCAGUGUAUGUACUCCAAUAAAACUGACCACAGUUAACAGUAUUUUCGUUUUUAAGCUACUGAUAAUAACAUUCGGCCAUUGAUUUU
Molecule: messenger RNA, 1149 nt
Organism: Theobroma cacao (cacao)
Lineage: Eukaryota; Viridiplantae; Streptophyta; Magnoliopsida; Malvales; Malvaceae
Product: phosphatidylinositolglycan-like protein
Biological process (GO): GPI anchor biosynthetic process
Cellular component (GO): glycosylphosphatidylinositol-N-acetylglucosaminyltransferase (GPI-GnT) complex
Source: RefSeq, a predicted model, not a curated record